AUGCCGUCAAAAGAGUCCAAAUUGAGGAAUUUAGGAAAAGUUCGCUCAGAAUAUGUAGUUCUCUAUUAUAACUCAUGGCCUGAAAGCAAACACCUCUACAUUCAGAUGGAGUUCUGUUUACAGAAUUUAAGGAAUAUUCUUGAAGUGAAACCACAAGUGUUUGGCCGACAAUUAGGGCAACCCAUGGAUUGCAUCGAAUAUUUCAUUUCUUGUGAAAUAUUGCGACAAAUCUUAGAAAGUGUUCAGUAUUUGCAUGAAUUGAAUCCACAGAUCAUUCACAGAGACCUCAAACCAGAAAACAUAUUAAUCCCCGAAAAUGUAAGGAACGGUAGAUUUGUAAAGUUACGUGACUUUGGUUUGGCUGUCGAGCACCGGACAGAAACUAAACAGAGUCACACCACAAAUGUGGGAACCGCUAAAUAUAUGGCCCCAGAAUUGUAUCAAUCAAAGUAUACCACAAGAUCUGACAUUUAUAGUUUGGGUAUUAUGUCGAUGGAAUUGUUUGAUAUAUUCUUAGAGUAA
Molecule: messenger RNA, 522 nt
Organism: Oppiella nova
Lineage: Eukaryota; Metazoa; Arthropoda; Arachnida; Sarcoptiformes; Oppiidae
Source: the annotation of a GenBank genome assembly